UCGAGCGAAAGGAUUUGGUCACUGUUCGGCGCUCCUCGAAAUUCAACAACCGUCAAAUGAUUUCCUCUAGAGCAAUUCUUUCAUUUGUUAUAACGCCGUUCAGUGAGACGCCGCCAGGCGCUCUCUGUCUGGUUCGACAGUUCGAUCAGUGCAUCUUACGAAGCGACUUUUAAAAGGCUAACAAAGUUAGUCGAACGUAGCAGUAGCCGAGCUCGCUAACGAGCUAGCUUGAGACAUGCCGAAUUUUUGCGCGGCGCCGAACUGCACGCGGAAAAGCACACAGUCGGAUUUGGCUUUUUUUCGCUUUCCGAGGGACCCCGAAAGAUGUCGUAUAUGGGUAGAGAACUGCCGCAGAGCGGACCUGGAGGCCAAAACCGCCGAUCAGUUGAACAAGCACUACAGAUUGUGUGCCAAACAUUUUGAUCCGGCCCUGGUGUACAGAACAAGCCCCUACAGGACGGUGCUGAAGGAUACGGCCAUUCCCACCAUCUUCGAUCUGACCAGCCAUUUGGCAAAUCCUCAUGUUAAACACCGCAAGCAGAUAAAGGAGCUAACUGAGGAGGACCUAAGACGAAUCAAGGAAAGGAGAUUGGCAUCCUCUGCUGAGAAGUCCAAAAAAGAAGCGGCCACCGAGGAUCAUAGUGCAGACGAGCCGCAGAUGUCCGCGGAGGAGAAGCAGCUGCGCGAUUACCUGCGCUCUCUGUUUGAGGUGGUCCUGACGCUGGCCAAGCAGUGCAUCCCGUUGGAGACCUUCAAAGCCCUCGACGGUGGCAACGUGUCCAACAAUUUCCAGGCGCUGCUGGAGUACCGGAUGCACGCCGGAGACGAGGCCCUGAGGAAGCGCUUCGAGGCGAUGCCGGUGAACGCCCAGUUCCUCUCCUCGGUGCAACUGUCCCAGCUCCUGGAUGUGUGUGAGAACACGGUGAGGGAAGAGAUGCUGAUGGAGGCCAGGGAAGGCCGCUUCUUCUCGCUGGUCACCGAUGACCUGGUGGACUUCGGCGGCGACAAGCAUCUGCCGCUCUUCUUGCGCUUCGUCAACCAGCACAACGUCCUCCGCGAGGAGUUUUUGGACUUUGUAUCUUUCGACGGCGACGAACUGGCGCUGGUGGAGCGUCUGGAGGCGCAGCUGACGGAGCGCUGGGGGCUCAGCAUGGAAGACUGCCGCGGGCAGGCGCACAAGGUGACCGGGGCGUCGGCCACCAAGAUGAAGGCGGUGGCCGUGCUCCUGAUGGAGAAGUACCCGCUGGCCUUGCACAUGCCCUGCUCGCGCAUGGCGCUCAACAUUCACCUGGCCAACAGUCUCCCCUUCCCCAACGUGCAGGUGCUCAUGGAAACGCUCAGGAGGUUGGCAGCCGCCUUCAAAAGCGUGCCGGCGCAGGCCUGGCUGGAGACGUUUAUCUCUUCUCACUAUCCAAAGAGCGACGAAAAAGCGGCAGCGCUACGUCAGGCCUGCAGCGAUGGCUGGACCGAGCAACAUAACGUCUUCGACGUUCUCCUCGACAUCCUGCCGCCACUUGUUUCCUGCUUGGACACCAUUCGAGACAACGCGGACGGCACGUUCGACGCCGCCGCGGUGGCCAGCGCCUACUCCCUCGUGGAAAUUCUCGCCGACUUUGAGAUGGUGAUGACCGCCGUGGUUCUGAGGAGCGUCCUCACCUUCACCCGAGCGUUCGGACGGAACCUCCAAGGCGAGACGCUGGACGCCUUCUGCGCCGCCAACAGCCUCACCGCUGUCAUGCACUCGCUCAAUGAGGUCAACGACAACAUCGACGUGUACCACGAGUUCUGGUACGAGGAGGCGGCGAACGUGGCCGCCUCCAUGGAGAUCCCCGUGGCCGUCCCCCGACUCUUCGUUCAGAGGCAGCGCGCCACCGACAUGGGCGAGAUCCAAGCGGAGGCCUACUACCGGGAGUAUGUCACACUGCCAAUCAUCCACAGCGUCAUGCAGGAGGUGGAGGAGAUGUUCUCCGAGGUCAACCUCAAAGUCCUCAAGUGCCUGUCGCUGGUGCCCGCUAUCAUGGGCCAGAUGAAAUUCAACACCAGCGAGGAGAACUCGGCCGACGUGUACCGCGCCGACCUCCCCAGCCCCGACACGCUGCCGGCCGAGCUGCACUGUUGGCGGAUCAAAUGGAAGCACCGUGGCAAGGAGGUGCGUCUGCCCACCACUGUUCACGAGACGCUGCAGCUGCCCGACAUCAAGUUCUUCCCCAACGUCAACGCGUUCCUCAAGGUGCUCUCCACACUGCCAGUACUCAGGAUGGAGGAGCAACAGGGCGCAACUGCCGGCGAGCGGCUGCGGGCGUACCUGGACGCCGUGCCCGCAAAACUGUGGAACCGCAGCCUCGCCGUGCUCAACGUCAACGCCCACGUCAAGCCAGACUUGGACGUCAUGGUAGACAAGUACUGCAGACUUUACCCCGAGGACGAUACUGAGCUAGAAGCCGAGCCUGAAGAAGAGGACACCAAAUAAAAUACAUCCAUUAUGUUUCUGGACUGUAGCUUUAGCGACAUCUUUUGUAUUUAGUGUGUGUUGCCUUCAAUGAAUAUUUGAAACAGCUGCACCAUGUGAUGAAGUGUAACCGAAGGUGGGCAUUUUCAUCAUCAUUUUUCAUACAACUCUUGAAAUAGGCGCUUGUAUGCCACAAAAAGUGGGAACACAGGUUAAAUAUGUACCUUCUGGCUACAAGUGAAAGCAUUAAAUUGUUCUGCUUGUCAUUAUACAUCCCUGGCAUAGACGAAAUAUUGUAUACUGAGUAAAUAGUUUUCUGACCAAUUAAAUGCAUUUGGAUAAAG
This is a messenger RNA of Phycodurus eques (leafy seadragon), 2793 nucleotides long. RefSeq names its product THAP domain containing 12b (gene thap12b). The coding region runs from base 236 to 2470 and encodes 744 amino acids. The transcript has 5 exons. NCBI's taxonomy places the organism in Eukaryota, Metazoa, Chordata, Actinopteri, Syngnathiformes, Syngnathidae. The record is from RefSeq and is a predicted model, not a curated record.